Messenger RNA from Papaver somniferum (opium poppy), 777 nucleotides. RefSeq lists its product as uncharacterized. The coding region runs from base 1 to 777 and encodes 258 amino acids. The record is from RefSeq and is a predicted model, not a curated record. The transcript has 2 exons. Lineage: Eukaryota; Viridiplantae; Streptophyta; Magnoliopsida; Ranunculales; Papaveraceae.
AUGAAAUUGGCACUUAGUAUUUAUGAUGAGGAUCCCGAGGAUGUUACGAAGCUGAAUUCUGCCAAGGAAGCUUCAGUAAUUCUUCAAGAAAUUCGUGCUCAACAAUCCAUUAUGUUGAAGAAAAAGUCAAGAAAUAAAUGGUUGAUGGAGGGUUCUAGUAAUACUUCUUUCUUUCAUGCCAAUAUUCGAACUCGCAGGAGCAAUAACAUGAUUUCAGAAUUGGUUGAUGAUAAUGGGAAUGUUCUCAUGGAUUGUGACCAGAUUAGGGAUUAUGCGGUUUCUUUUUUUGGGUCAAAAUUCAAUGAUAGACAGAGAAUGGAUGAUAUUCCUACUAUUGAAGAGAUGAAGGUUGUUGUUUUUGAUCUUGGCACUGAUAGUGCACCGGGACCUGAUGGUUUUUCUGGUUGCUUCUAUAGACAUUGUUGGGAAGUGAUUCAACAGGAUCUCUACAGUGCUAUUACUUAUUGUUGGCAGCAACAAAUGAUUCCUCAAGGUACUAAUUCUAGUCUUUUGAUUUUAUUAUCCAAGGUUAGAGGAGCCAACACUCUUCGUAACUUUCGGCCUAUUGGUCUUAGUAAUUUUUUAUUUAAAUUUUUUACUAAGAUCUUGGCUACAAGACUAGGUCGUGUACUUGAUAAUCUUGUUUCAGAAGAACAAGUUGCUUUUAUGAAAGGGAUAAAUAUUCAUGAAAACAUCAGUGUGGCCUUGGAGAUGGUGAAUGAUCUUAAAACUAAGCGGAAAGAUAGCAAUGUUGGUCUAAACCUAGAUAUUACUUAG